AUGGCAAGUAAAAUAACGUGGGACCUACGACGAAUUUAUUCGCUUCUAAAUCAAUUAAAUAAUCCACACACACGUCUAUCAGCAAUUCAUAUAACUGGGACAAAUGGUAAAGGAUCAACAUCAUCGUAUAUCGACAACAUCCUACUGAAAGCCGGCUACAAAACUGGAAGAUAUAAUUCACCGCAUUUACUCGAACCACGAGAUUCGAUCCGAAUCAAUGGUCAAAUAACCGAUCGACAAGAUUACCGCGAAUUAUCGGAUUCAAUUUAUGCGAAAAUUCGCGCUGCUGACAUUGAUGCAAGUCCAUUUGAAGCGUUGACUGCGCUGGCGUUCUAUUGGUUUGAUUUAAAGAAAGUUGACGUGGUGGUUGUUGAGGUUGGAUUAGGCGGUACACAUGAUGCCACGAAUGUUUUUGAUAAGCCUCUUGCUAGUGUUAUUUCUUCGAUCGGGUUGGAUCAUGAAGAGAUUUUGGGAAACAAUGUUGAAAAAAUCGCACAUGAGAAAGCGGGGAUUAUAAAGAAUGGAAGUUUGGCUGUAAUUGGUCCUCAGAAGGAAUUAGCGGCUAUAAAUGCGAUUAAAACGUAUUUAAGUGAAGAAAUUAAAGUGGAUCAUGUCGAAUGGGUUAAACCAGCAGUUUGGGAUCUUUCUUCGAAAGAAUCUGGAUGGGCAAAUUUGUCGUUGAAAGAUAAUUAUGAUGAACCAUCAUCUUCAACAUCAACGAUUCGUUUGAAAAUUCCACUUUAUGGUGAUUAUCAGUUGGAGAAUGUGGCGACUGCGGUCACUACCAUUGAUUUGUUGCGUAAAAAACUUCCUCAAUUUUCAAAGAUCACCGACAUGCACAUAUUCGAGGGUAUUGCAUCAACUAAAUGGCCUGGACGUCUUCAAUAUCUAGACAUUUCUCCCUUGGUAGCAAAAGAAGGCAAGGAUUUCUCCUCGAUUCUCCGUGUUUUAUUAAGGAAAGGUGACUCGUUUCUACCGGUCUCAUUCUCAAAAGUUGAGGAAAUGUUUUGGGUUAAACCAACAGAAACGAGCGUGCUUGCUUCUCUGGCGAACAAUCUUGAACUCGACCUUGAUAUCCGGGAAGCUGGGAGUCUUAUUAACGCUUUAAAUUGUGCUUGUGAAAUUAAAGAACAAAAAGGUGGAAAUAUAGUAAUUUCCGGAAGUUUGUAUAUGAUUGCAGACCUUUAUCGGCUGCUAAAGUUUGAUGAGAAUUAUGAAUUUAUUCAUGGAAAUAAUUGA
Ambispora gerdemannii is the source of this 1239-nucleotide messenger RNA. The record is from the annotation of a GenBank genome assembly. Lineage: Eukaryota; Fungi; Glomeromycota; Glomeromycetes; Archaeosporales; Ambisporaceae.